AUGCAAUUCGCCAAGUUCCUCUCCCUGGCCAUCGUGGCCAUCGUUCCCGCUUUGGCUGCGACUGACGCCGCCCUCGAAAACACCGAGGCCUCGCUCUACCCGCUUGAGUUCUACCACGGUUCUCCUACUUGGAGUGAUGGUGAUGGAGCUUGUUAUUCUUCUUCCUCGGGUGUCAUCCACUCCGUUAAGCUUGCUCAUGGCUUGACUUGCAACCUUUACUUCGAACGCGACUGCAAGGGCGACCCCUUCCCUCUCAAGGGUGACACUCCCUCUGUUCUUCACGAGCAUGGAACCCCUGCUUUGAGUGCUCGGUGCUGGAGGUAA
This is a messenger RNA of Aspergillus sclerotioniger CBS 115572, 324 nucleotides long. RefSeq lists its product as uncharacterized. The transcript is spliced from 3 exons. Bases 1 to 324 code for a protein of 107 amino acids. NCBI's taxonomy places the organism in Eukaryota, Fungi, Ascomycota, Eurotiomycetes, Eurotiales, Aspergillaceae. The record is from RefSeq and is a predicted model, not a curated record.